Dentiscutata erythropus is the source of this 792-nucleotide messenger RNA. The record is from the annotation of a GenBank genome assembly. NCBI's taxonomy places the organism in Eukaryota, Fungi, Glomeromycota, Glomeromycetes, Diversisporales, Gigasporaceae.
AUGAUUCGAGUCCAUAAAUUUUUGGUGCCUAAUAGAAUUGCUGUAAUUACCAAUAAUCGACUAUUUCAAACAACGGUUUAUCGAUACAAACAAGAAUUUAUAUCACCUGACCAACCUCGUCAUUCAGGUCCGGAAGAAAGGGAUCCACAAAGAACAAGUCCUACCCGUGAAAAACCAUUGAGUGAAGGCCAUGCUCUCGAUAAAGCCAAGGAUGUUUUAGGCGUGAUGAAAGAUACAGCAGCCAGUGCUACCGAGAAGGUCAAAGACGUUUUUACACGAAUGACUUCACCUGCUUUAGAUGUUCAGUCUGAAGCUGUGACUAAAGGACUUAAAGAUCAUACGCAGCAAUUAAAAGAUAAGGGCCAGAAAAAUUUGGAAAAUGCAAAAGAUAAAGGUUAUAAUACUAUGGAGAGUAUGAAAGAGAAAGGGCGUGAAAAUUUGGCAUAUGCAAAAGAUAAAGGUUAUGAUACCAUGGAAUAUGCAAAAGAUAAAGGUUAUGAUGCUAUGGAGAGUAUGAAAGAGAAAGGGCGUGAAAAUUUGGAAUAUGCAAAAGAUAAAGGUUAUGAUACCAUGGAAUAUGUAAAAGAUAAAGGUUAUGAUACUAUGGAGAGUAUAAAAGAGAAAGGUCAAAAUUUAGCGGAUAAAGCUUUAGAAGUUGAUUCUUCUAGUGAGAAAAUUGAUAGACAACGAGAAUCCAAAGAAAGAUUGGCUAAUCCGGAACCCGGUCGUCAUCCUAAAGGACCUGUUGAAGAAGUUAAACAAACUGUUCGUGAUGUUGCUGAUAGCCACUAA